CGUAACAACCACUGGAGCCUCGCCGGGCCCCUACGGUUCCCGCCCCACGGCCCACUCCCCGGAACCGGCGGCUGAGGUGCCGCCGCCUGCAGUGGAACGGCGACGGCGCCGCGGAGCCGCCGACAUGAGCACCCGCCGCCGCCCCUCGUCCCCGGCCCGGCCCUUCUGACAAGAGGUGUGAGAGGAUUGCUGUUUUAUUGCAAUCAUGGUGCAAAAAUACCAGUCACCAGUGAGGGUGUAUAAACACCCCUUUGAAUUAAUUAUGGCUGCCUAUGAAAGGAGGUUCCCUACGUGUCCUUUGAUUCCGAUGUUUGUGGACAGUGACACUGUGAAUGAAUUCAAGAGUGAAGAUGGGGCUAUUCAUGUUAUAGAAAGGCGCUGCAAACUGGAUAUAGAUGCCCCUAGACUGUUGAAAAAGAUUGCAGGAGUCGAUUAUGUUUAUUUUAUCCAGAAAAACUCACUGAAUUCUCGGGAACGUACUUUGCACAUUGAGGCCCGUAAUGAAACGUUUUCUAACCGCGUCAUCAUCAACGAGCACUGCUGCUACAGCGUUCACCCUGAAAAUGAAGAUUGGACCUGUUUUGAACAGUCUGCAAGUUUAGAUAUUAAAUCUUUCUUUGGUUUUGAAAGUACAGUGGAAAAAAUUGCAAUGAAGCAGUAUACCGGCAACAUUAAAAAAGGAAAAGAGAUCAUUGAGUACUACCUUCGUCAGCUAGAAGAAGAAGGCAUCACGUUUGUGCCCCGCUGGACUCCACCUUCCCUUGCACCCUCUUCAGAGAUGUCCUCAUCCUGCAAGAAACCAGCAGCGCCGUUGGCUGUAGUGGUCCCAGACCCUGCGCUAAAGGAAGGGCUGAGCAGCGAGCCCCUCAGCACCCCGAGCGGGGCGCCCGAGCCCGCGGUGGGGACCCCUGACGACAAACUAGACGCAGACUACAUCAAGAGAUACCUGGGUGACCUGACUCCACUGCAGGAGAGCUGCCUGAUCCGGCUUCGCCAGUGGCUCCAGGAGACCCACAAGGGCAAAAUCCCAAAAGAUGAGCAUAUUCUCCGGUUCUUGCGCGCCCGGGACUUCAACAUAGACAAAGCCAGAGAGACCCUGUGUCAGUCUCUGACCUGGCGAAAGCAGCACCAGGUGGACUACAUCCUCGACACCUGGCAGCCUCCGCAGGUCCUUCAGGACUACUACGCGGGAGGCUGGCACCAUCACGACAAAGACGGGCGGCCCCUCUACGUGCUCAGGCUGGGGCAGAUGGACACCAAAGGCUUGGUGAGAGCCCUCGGCGAGGAGGCCCUGCUGAGAUACGUUCUCUCCAUAAAUGAAGAAGGGCUAAGACGGUGUGAAGAAAACACAAAAGUCUUCGGCCGGCCCAUCAGUUCGUGGACCUGCCUGGUGGACCUGGAAGGGCUGAACAUGCGCCACCUGUGGAGGCCGGGCGUGAAGGCGCUGCUGCGUAUCAUCGAGGUGGUGGAGGCCAACUACCCCGAGACGCUGGGCCGCCUCCUGAUCCUGCGCGCCCCCAGGGUGUUUCCCGUGCUCUGGACUCUGGUUAGUCCAUUCAUUGAUGACAACACCAGAAGGAAAUUCCUUAUUUAUGCAGGAAAUGACUACCAGGGUCCUGGAGGCCUGCUGGAUUACAUCGAUAAAGAGAUUAUUCCAGAUUUCCUGAGUGGAGAGUGCAUGUUUUUGUUUUGGCUGACAUCUCUCUGA
This is a messenger RNA of Physeter macrocephalus (sperm whale), 1708 nucleotides long. It is a transcript of the gene SEC14L1, whose product is annotated as SEC14 like lipid binding 1. Gene Ontology annotation, cellular component: cytosol; cytoplasm. The coding region runs from base 206 to 1708 and encodes 500 amino acids. Gene Ontology annotation, molecular function: RIG-I binding. The transcript has 13 exons. Gene Ontology annotation, biological process: negative regulation of RIG-I signaling pathway. NCBI's taxonomy places the organism in Eukaryota, Metazoa, Chordata, Mammalia, Artiodactyla, Physeteridae. The record is from RefSeq and is a predicted model, not a curated record.